Messenger RNA from Photinus pyralis (common eastern firefly), 1206 nucleotides. RefSeq names its product venom acid phosphatase Acph-1-like. The record is from RefSeq and is a predicted model, not a curated record. Bases 1 to 1155 code for a protein of 384 amino acids. The transcript is spliced from 6 exons. Gene Ontology annotation, biological process: dephosphorylation. Lineage: Eukaryota; Metazoa; Arthropoda; Insecta; Coleoptera; Lampyridae. Gene Ontology annotation, molecular function: phosphatase activity.
AUGCUUGAUGAUUCCGUUACGGACUCUCGUGCUUUGAUUGAAAAGGGCAAAUGUUUGAGCAGGCACCGAAAUGUUAAGUGCUGUGGUCGCGUGUUGCUUUUUGGCACUGUGGAAGACUGCACUGGUGAACUUGUGCUUGUGCACGCUGUUUUUCGCCAUGGUGAAAGAACGCCGACGGGAUUCUACCCCUUCGACCCGCACAGAAAUGUCACCUUUUACCCAAUGGGACUGGGAAAUCUCACGAACAAAGGCAAGCUAAUGAUGUUCAAGCUCGGCGAGCUCCUGAGGAGCAUGUACGGCGAGCUGCUCGGCGACGUCUACCAGGAGAGCAAGGUGUACGCGCGCAGCCGAUUCGUCACGCGAACGAAGGAGAGCGCGCUGUUGGUUUUGGCGGGAAUGUGGCCGCCCGGUGACGUACAACGGUGGCAUCCGACCCUCAGUUGGAUGCCGAUUGCUGUCGAAUUUAAGCGCGCAGAGGAGGAGGAUUUAUUAGAUCCUGUGUGUGAACAAUUGCAGAGCGAGCUGAUUUCGUAUUACAAAAACGUGACCAUUCAGGAGAAGUACAUAAAGCCGUACCGGUCGGUUUUCAAAUACAUUCAGAAGCACUCUGGAAAGGUCAUUAACGAUUUUAGAGAUGCCGCGUGGAUUUAUUUUAUUUUAAAGAUGGAGGAAGACAACGGACUUAAAUUACCAAAAUGGACCAAGGAGAUCUACCCGGAACCGUUGCAGAAAAUCGUCGCCUUCCAAUACGUGUACAAAAAUUUGGAGAACAAGUACAAGAUUAUGAAUUCCGGUCACCUCAUAAAGAAAAUUCUGGACGACACAAUGGCGAAAGUGAAAAACAUACUCGAACCGCCCGAUCGAAGGGUGUUUCUGUACUCCGGUCACGAGACGACGAUAGGUAACCUUUUGUAUAAUUUGAACGUGUUCAAAUUGGAGGUGCCGACUUAUGGCGACACGGUACUGAUCGAAGUGCACAGGAGGAACGUAGAUCACUUCGUCAAGGUGAGGUAUUUGAGGACACCUCUCAACUCAACCGUGGAGGAUUUAGAGGUGCCGGGUUGUGGAAAGAUCUGCCCAGUCCAGCGGUUUUACCAGAUACAGGUCCAAAGAGGAGUUUUGCCGGGUCCGUCGUUCAGAAGAGACUGUUAUUGAAGACUGUAGGUAACUGGAGGGAGACAUUUUGAUCGUUUGACCAAUCCAAAG